AUGGAGACUAGAGACUUUAAGACAAACUACGCGUACAACGCAACAUCAUCGCCUUCCUGUGACUUCUCGAAAAGCGUCGACUCUUUCCCACAUAAAGCAAAGAGUGUCUCGAGUUCUCCAAAGUACGUCGCCAACAAACGCGAGCUCAAAAAUUUCGACACAUACCAACAGUCCUUUCUCAUUGGCCUCUUAAACAACCACUGCGGAUGCACACUUAAAAAGCAGCGAAAGCAGACGACGGUCACAUCGACAACACCCGUCCUCAAAAUCCUUCAUUUUCAAGACGAAGACUAUGAAAUCAUGCAACUUGCAGAUGCAUAUUGUAGACCAGAAUACGUCGAAGACAUAAAGACCGGAAUGUCUAAAACAACUGCUUUUCGAAGAAUUGACAAAAACAGGCGGAACUUCACACAAAAUCUCCUUAUCGACAUUUGUAUGGAGUUUGGUUAUUUUUUUGAGAGCUGUUUAUCGCGGAAGUCUAAGAAGACUUUGCGUCUUGAAAGGAUCCAAGAGGUGUAUAAUGGCGAUAAACGGAUGUUCAGCCAACUCGACAUCACUCAAAAGGGGAAAAAGAUCAACGACUACUUUGUCAGUGAGUUUCAAAAGUCGUCAGUCGUCUCUAUAGAAGUAAAUUGCAAGGUUAUUCAAGAGAUCCUUUGGGGAAAUAAAUAG
Messenger RNA from Entamoeba invadens IP1, 672 nucleotides. RefSeq lists its product as hypothetical. The coding region runs from base 1 to 672 and encodes 223 amino acids. Lineage: Eukaryota; Evosea; Mastigamoebida; Endamoebidae. The record is from RefSeq and is a predicted model, not a curated record. The transcript has a single exon.